Messenger RNA from Naegleria gruberi, 2028 nucleotides. RefSeq lists its product as uncharacterized. Lineage: Eukaryota; Heterolobosea; Eutetramitea; Acrasida; Naegleriidae. The coding region runs from base 1 to 2028 and encodes 675 amino acids. The record is from RefSeq and is a predicted model, not a curated record. The transcript has a single exon.
AUGGCAUGUAAAUCAACACCCAUUGCUGUGAGUUCCAUUCAAAAUUGUGUUGCAAAUGUGUGUCAGGCAAAUAUUGUAGUUGCUGGAUCUGUUAGUACGGGAAGUAAUUCAAAAAUGUGUAUGGAACUCUUCUUGGAUGACACUAGUUUAGGUACUGUGAAUAUAUCAUUGUUAGAUUCGUAUAAAAUUCAAACAGCAACCACCGAUGGAUGUUAUUACACAGCAGAUCCACAAUAUACAUGGGAAUCAACUUGUAGAUGUCAUAAUCAGGAGUCACUUGGAUGUGGAUCUGGAGCAUAUUGUCCAAUCGAUUCUUCAAAGUAUCCAGGAACAGCAUAUUGUUUUACAAGUUCUUGGUCUGAUUGGGGAUUUUGGGGAAAUCUAGCUAAUUGGGGUCCAUGUAUAUUUAAAGAUGAAGGAACCAUGUGUGCCAAAGUUUGGGUUUCAGGUGGUUACGAUUACAAAGUUUGUCAAUUGGGAUCUCCAGGUGCUAAGAAUGUUGUUUUGCACAUUACAACACCAAUGGAAGAGUUGAAUAUUGAAUAUAAGGAUACUGUUAAAACAUUUCUCUCUCCAGAAAGGUCAUUGAAUUUUACAGUUUCGUCAGUCUCUGGAGAUGAUCCUCAACCUUCCACUUUUGUCAUGUAUAGAACUGCCAAACCAGAUGAUUUCUACUAUCUUCCAGCAAUUACUACAAACAGAAAAACUGAGUAUAAUUAUGACAGAAUUGGUUGGUUCAAAUCAUAUGGUAAUGAUGCAGGUUUUAGGUUCGAUUCAAGUUUCAAGAUUACUGAUUUUGUCUGUAGAGAUAAUAUGGGAGGUAGAUUGGAAGUUAAAGCUGCUCCUGUGUAUAGCAGUCUCUUGGAACAGUAUAGAGCUUCCAAGUUAAACUAUCGUGUUCAAUUAUAUGAUCCCUCAUUUUUUAGUGGACUAGCUCAGAGUGGGACCAAUUUGGGAGUUUACAAUCCAUAUUGGUCAAUUGGUCAGGGUUUCAUGAGUUAUAAUCCAAGUGACAUGUCCAAAGUUUCAUUUAUUGGAUUGACUAUUCAAAAGGAAAUUGUUCCUUACUUAUACCAUGUUAUUACUACUCCAUUUACAUUAAAUACCAACUUGGCAACAAAUAUUCAAUGGUCUCCUUCCUAUGCUCAUUGUGAUUUCAUUCAAAUAUAUAAGGAAAAGAAUACUUGUACACAAGCAUGUGUCAUUACAAAAACACCUGGCGCAGUAAAUGAGUAUGGAUUCGCCUUAAUGAACAGUUGUACAUUUGACUCAUCAAAACUCAUUCCAUUUACAAGUGCUAUUGUUAUGAAAUAUCCAGAUUUUAGACCUUACAAAUAUGAAUAUUCAGGAUUGAAAAUCACCUCAACUCCAUAUGAUGAUAUAAGCACUUCAACUAUUCCUCUUUCAGUUAAUAUUGCUUCAACAACCGCCUAUGUUUCAUUUACACUUACCAUGAAUAAUUUUACAGUUAAAUUCAAAUCUGACUCUAUCAUGCCAAAAAUUUCCAAUUGCAAUCAGAAAGAUAAUCAAGUAUUCUAUGAUUUGAAGAGUUUAUCCUAUUCUGGUAAAGUAUUGGUCUAUUUUUCAUCUCCAACCAUUCCUUCAUCAAAUCCAACUAUUGGUCUCGUUUCACAAACUUAUUCCACUUCCAUAUCUGGCUCUUACAAGAAUGCUAUUGUGGUUAUUUAUGUCCAAAAUGGUGACUACAAGGAUCAAUGUGCCAUCACUAUUAAUUAUAAUGUAACAAUUAAUGAUCCUCCAAUUGUAAUUAACAACACUGAUGGUGGUGGUGGAGGUGGAAGUGGAUUAUCUGGAAUUCUAUCAUUCUUGAAUGGAUUUAGUCCUUCAUUGUCUGAAGCAUUGAAGGGAUUCACAGAACCAAUUCAAAUUUUCAUUACAGUUCUAGUAUUUAUUGGAAUUGCUAUUGGUUCCUUGUUGGCAAUUGGAUUGGCUAUUGGAUUCAUUAUUCUUAUUGUCAAGUGUGCCAUUUCAUUAAAAGGAAAAAAGAAGAAGGAGAAACAGCAAUAA